This is a messenger RNA of Paracoccidioides lutzii Pb01, 252 nucleotides long. RefSeq lists its product as hypothetical. Bases 1 to 252 code for a protein of 83 amino acids. The transcript is spliced from 2 exons. The record is from RefSeq and is a predicted model, not a curated record.
AUGCAGAAGAAAAUAUUUCGAUCAAGGGAGGCGUUGAGCAAGUGUGCUGUCGAAGAUAGUGUAUCGGGAAUGGUUCCAGACGGGGACUUCAAAAUAGCCUCGGAAAAUACGAUCUCGAAUCCGCUCCGGCGCUCUCACCCACUGUUGCAAGUGGGCUUGAGUUUCAUGCCAACCAUACCAAUGCUUUUCUUCGUUUCCGGCAUUUCAGCUUCGCUUAUGCACAAAAAACAUCUAGAUCGGAAAAGCGUUUAA